CUCUCCUCCUGUCCUCCUCCUCCUCCAGCAGCAGCAGCAGCAGUACCGACACUUUCGGACCCGACACUCACCGAACAUGUUCCGGGCUCUGGACGCUGCGCUCGCCGUGCUGUUGGCCGCCUCUCUGCGGAGCACCGCGGGCGGCUACGGCUACGGCGGGGGCGGCGGGGGCUCGGCUCUCUUCUCUGCUCAAACCUCGCCCCCGGACCCGUGCUACGACGAGCACGGUACCCCGCGCCGCUGCAUCCCGGACUUCGUCAACUCGGCGUUCGGCAAGGAGGUGAAGGUGUCCAGCACCUGCGGCCACCGGAGCGCGAGCCGCUACUGCGUGCUCAGCUCGGCGGACAAGGCGGACGAGAGGAGCCGAAGCUGCCACACGUGCGACGCGGCGGACCCCAAGCGGAACCGGCCCCCGGCGUACCUCACCGACCUAAACAACCCGCACAACCUGACGUGCUGGCAGUCGGAGAACUUCGUCCAGUACCCGCAGAACGUAACGCUCACGCUCUCCCUGGGCAAGAAGUUCGAGGUGACCUACGUCAGCCUCCAGUUCUGCUCGCCGAGACCCGAGUCCAUGGUGAUCUCCAAGUCCAUGGACUACGGCAAGACGUGGGUGCCCUUCCAGUUCUACUCGAGCCAGUGCCGCAAGAUGUACAACAAGCCCAAUCGGGCCGCCAUCACCAAGCAGAACGAGCAGGAGGCCAUCUGCACCGACUCGCACACGGACAUGUUCCCGCUGAACGGAGGUUUGAUCGCCUUCAGCACGCUGGACGGCCGGCCCUCGGCGCACGACUUCGACAACUCGCCCGUGCUGCAGGACUGGGUGACGGCCACCGACAUCCGCGUCACCUUCGGCCGGCUGCACACGUUCGGCGACGAGAACGAGGACGACUCGGAGCUGGCGCGGGACUCGUACUUCUACGCCGUGUCCGACCUGCAGGUGGGCGGCCGCUGCAAGUGCAACGGCCACGCGUCGCGCUGCGUCAAGGACCGCGACGGCGAGCUGGUGUGCGAGUGCAAGCACAACGCCGCCGGCCCGGAGUGUGACAGGUGCAAGCCCUUCCACUACGACCGGCCGUGGCAGAGGGCCACGGCCCGGGAGGCCAACGAGUGCGUCGCCUGUAACUGCAACCUGCACGCCCGUCGCUGCCGCUUCAACAUGGAGCUGUACAAGCUGUCGGGGAGGAAGAGUGGAGGCGUGUGCCUUAACUGCCGCCACAACACGGCUGGACGCCAUUGCCACUACUGCAAGGAGGGCUACUACCGGGACCUGUCCAAACCCAUCUCGCACAGGAAAGCCUGCAAGGCAUGCGAUUGCCAUCCCGUGGGUGCCGCCGGCAAAACCUGUAACCAAACCACAGGACAAUGUCCCUGUAAAGACGGCGUGACCGGUAUCACGUGCAACCGCUGCGCUAAAGGCUACCAGCAGAGCCGCUCGCCCGUUGCCCCCUGCAUAAAGAUUCCAGUCACACCGCCUACGACAGCAGCCAGCAGCACAGAAGAGCCCUCAGACUGUGACUCUUACUGCAAAGCGUCAAAAGGCAAACUGAAAAUCAACAUGAAGAAGUAUUGCAAGAAGGAUUACGCUGUCCAGGUGCACAUUCUGAAGGCGGACAAGGCCGGCGAGUGGUGGAAGUUCACCGUCAACGUCAUUUCCGUCUACAAGCAAGGCGAGAGCCGCAUCCGCCGGGGGGACCAGUUCCUGUGGGUCCGCGCCAAAGACGUGGCCUGCAAGUGUCCCAAGAUCAAGCCCGGCAAGAAGUACCUGCUGCUGGGCAAUGACGAGGAUUCCCCUGGUCAGAGCGGCGGCGUGGUAGCGGACAAAGGAAGCCUGGUAAUCCAAUGGAGGGACACGUGGGCGCGCAGGCUGCGGAAGUUCCAACAGCGUGAGAAGAAAGGAAAGUGCAAGAAGCCAUAGAUGGGGGGAAAAGACGCAGUGCGAGUGGGAUUCCAGAGGAAAGCUUAAAAUUGUUUUUUUUUUUUAAAUGAACGAAACAGAGACAGACAGAAGACUACCGUCGAAAGAGACUGUUGACGUUGCUGCUUUUUGGUUUUUCGUUAAGUAGCAUGAAAAGAAUCAUUUAGGAAUUCUUCUCGAGUGAACUUUGGUUGAAGGAGCUCACCUCACAGAUUUGGUUUGACCCUUUCUUUAACUUUGACACCCAUCUCUUGCGGAAUUGCCCGUUUUGCACCUAAUACCAGUAUGUCACCAAUAUAUACUACUUGUUGGUUUUACAGUCAGUAUAUCAUUUUUUUGUGUUGCUGUUCUAUUGGCUUGUUCAAAAAGCCACUAAUCACCAGGGAAGAUUCUCCUCUGCAUGGUUUUGUUUUUGGAUGUUUGGCCGACAGGACAACUUGUUUCAUGAUGAAAUGCAAAUGCAAAAGGUUUCAGGUCAACACGAACGAUUUUGGGAUUCAAAUGUUGAACACUUAACCUGGUUGUGCUUUACGUUACAAUGAAAUGCAUUGCCUUGAUUCCGUUACAUCAUUUUUAGAUCCAGACUUCCCAAGACCAGGCCGAGAGACUGAUUCGGAACCAUGUUACAAGUUCUGUCACCGUUUAUGAAAGCGGGUCAAAGUUCAAUUAGGCUCUUGUGGAACGUAGAUGAAAAGGGCCGUCCUGCAUCUUUUCGAUGUUUCCUACCGCCAACACACCCGAUUCGGCUCUCGAGGACCGGAUUCGGACACCCCCGGGGUAAAAGGUACAUAUUAAUGUCACACUUGAUAUCCAGGAUUUUGUGAUGUUUCUUGACAAAAAUAUAUUGGUUUACACCACUAUAUGUACAAAAAAAUAAAUGUAUAUGUCAUUAUAUAAGGCAAAGGAAAGCAAUAUUCUUUCACUUGACUUAAGAACUCUAGAGGUAGUGACUGAUCACGACCUAAAUAGCUAGGUAGACUUUCAACAUGCAGAUAGGUAUGUAUUUAAUUCAGUUUAAUCAAUGUAAAAAAA
Messenger RNA from Hippocampus comes (tiger tail seahorse), 2950 nucleotides. RefSeq names its product netrin 1a (gene ntn1a). NCBI's taxonomy places the organism in Eukaryota, Metazoa, Chordata, Actinopteri, Syngnathiformes, Syngnathidae. The transcript has 6 exons. The coding region runs from base 77 to 1918 and encodes 613 amino acids. Gene Ontology annotation, biological process: motor neuron axon guidance; tissue development; dendrite development. Gene Ontology annotation, molecular function: protein binding. The record is from RefSeq and is a predicted model, not a curated record. Gene Ontology annotation, cellular component: basement membrane.